AUGGCUACUUUGCCAGGAACAGUGCCUCGAAUGGUGCGCCCUGCGCCAGGCCAGAACUACCCCCGAACCGGCUUCCCCCUGGAAGUGUCCACCCCUCUGGGCCAGGGUAGGGUGAACCAGCUGGGCGGAGUGUUCAUCAACGGGAGACCCCUGCCAAAUCACAUCCGACACAAGAUAGUGGAGAUGGCCCACCACGGCAUCCGGCCCUGCGUGAUCUCGCGACAGCUGCGAGUGUCUCACGGUUGCGUGUCCAAGAUCCUCUGCCGGUACCAGGAGACCGGCUCCAUCCGUCCGGGGGCCAUAGGAGGCAGCAAGCCCAGGGUGAGUGGCGCUCCGCGGCCGUCUGACCGGGUCACGGCGGCACGAGGACAGGGGGGGGGAAAGCAUGGGGUCACGGUGGCACGAGCCGUGCAGCACCUGACAGAAUUAAUGUGGAUAGUGCAGGUGGCACAAGUAGCAACUCCUGACGUGGAGAAGCGGAUCGAAGAGUACAAGAGAGAAAACCCGGGUAUGUUCAGCUGGGAGAUCCGGGAUAAGCUGCUGAAGGACGGGGUGUGCGACAGAAGCACAGUUCCUUCAGUGAGCUCCAUCAGCCGCGUUUUGAGGGCCCGAUUUGGCAAAAAAGAUGACGAGGAUGACUGUGAUAAGAAGGAUGAAGAUGGAGAAAAGAAAACAAAGCAUAGCAUCGAUGGCAUCCUCGGUGAUAAAUAUAAUUUUGUCCUAUUUAUUCAUCACUAG
This is a messenger RNA of Menidia menidia (Atlantic silverside), 738 nucleotides long. The record is from the annotation of a GenBank genome assembly. NCBI's taxonomy places the organism in Eukaryota, Metazoa, Chordata, Actinopteri, Atheriniformes, Atherinopsidae.